Molecule: messenger RNA, 362 nt
Organism: Lepus europaeus (European hare)
Lineage: Eukaryota; Metazoa; Chordata; Mammalia; Lagomorpha; Leporidae
Gene: DAPL1
Product: death associated protein like 1
Exons: 4
Coding region: 1-324 (107 amino acids)
Biological process (GO): negative regulation of autophagy; apoptotic signaling pathway; cellular response to amino acid starvation
Molecular function (GO): death domain binding
Source: RefSeq, a predicted model, not a curated record
AUGGCAACCGAAGUGCAAGUCCUGCUCUCGCCGCUGAAAGGGGGGCACCCUCCUGCAGUGAAGGCUGGAGGAAAGCGAAUUUCCAAAAAACAAGACAUUGGAGUCUUGGAGAGACAAAGCAAAAAAUCCGGAUUAGAGAAGACAAGUGCCAUUGCGAAUGCUGCCAAAAUCCAGACGCUGGACGUACUGAAUGACACUCUGGACAAGCUCAACCAUAAAUUUCCGGCAACAGUGCACACGGCACAUCAAAAACCCACACCUGCUCUGGAGAAGGUCGCUCCGCUGAAAAGGAUCUACAUUAUUCAGCAGCCUCGGAAAUGUUAAGCCAGCAUGUAAAACCCAGCCGUCUGGCUGACUGCCUG